Fundulus heteroclitus (mummichog) is the source of this 1565-nucleotide messenger RNA. It is a transcript of the gene mindy4b, whose product is annotated as MINDY family member 4B. The record is from RefSeq and is a predicted model, not a curated record. The transcript is spliced from 11 exons. The coding region runs from base 142 to 1470 and encodes 442 amino acids. Gene Ontology annotation, biological process: protein K48-linked deubiquitination. Gene Ontology annotation, molecular function: cysteine-type deubiquitinase activity; K48-linked deubiquitinase activity. NCBI's taxonomy places the organism in Eukaryota, Metazoa, Chordata, Actinopteri, Cyprinodontiformes, Fundulidae.
CCGCGGUCGAUCCUGGACUACAGUCAGUCCUGGAACGGUCGGGAUCAGAAGGGUUAAACUGCAGAGGAGUCGGAGCCAUGAAGGCCGAACAGAGUUAAUGUGCUGCAAGACGUACUGGCUGUACUGCUGACUGUGGUUCUGAUGGUGGUGCUGACUGUGGUUCUGACAGGGGUAGUAGUGAUGACAGACUCCGGGCUGGACUACAUUGAGCUGCUGCAAGAUGAAGUCAACAAGAAUCCAGAUAGGCUGCUGGAUGUAGGGAAGGAGGAGGACCAGGACGAGGUCCCUUGCAGGACCCUCCCAGCUCUCUACUCCAUCCCCCGGACCCUUGUGAUCUCUCCGGGCCUCGGAGGAGCACCGGUCACCCCGCAGCUGACAGAGAGCCUGAGGAGGAUUCUCUUUGGGGGAACGUUUCACGUCUUCAACUACGAGUGGCGGAAAUCUUUCUUUCAGUUCAGAGAUCCAGGCUCUGAGCUGUCGUACGCUCUGGAGGCCGACAGGGGUGGAGCCCGCGCUAUUCAGAUGGUCAUCCAGGCUCGCAUCAUCAAGUACCUGCUGUUCAGCCGACCAGGCGGCACAGACAGACGGACGCUGAACAGCCUCAGUCAGGUGGGACAGAGGGACCAGGAAAAGGCGCUCGCAGCGGCACUUUCUGACAGCCUGUGGUUGGCCGGUCAGGAGGAGCGGGCCACCGUCACCUUGGUGUCCGAGGACUACUGCAUCACUCCUCACUUGGACUACAAGCUGGACAACUUCACGGAGAAGCUCCAGUUGUUCACCUUCAACAAGAAGGAGGACGUCUGGAAGUUCAUCCUGGACCACAUUCAGUGUUUUAAAGAGGAGGGGAGUCAUGGAGUCAUCCUGUUCCUGUACAGCCUGAUCUGCUCCCGGACGGUCGACAGGCUCAGGGACGAUCUGGAGUCCAACACUUCCCAUCUGCUGCACCUCAGUCUGGGAAACUUUGUGUGUCGUCAGGCUUUACUCAACCUGCUGCUGACAGGCAGGGCCAGCACUCACGUUUUCAACGGGACGCUGCAGUUUGGGGAGGACGGCCAGCCGCUGGAGCGCCCCCUGCAGGGCGUCCUGUCUCGCAGCGAUGUGGGUUACCUUCACUGGAGCCGGGAGCAGAUGGACCGAGGCGGGCUGCCACAGGUGGGCAGCAUGCUGAAGACCCCCAGGUUUCCGGUCUGGGUCUGCUGCAUCAACAGCACCUACUCGGUUCUGUUCAGCCUGAACCGGUCCCUGCUGUCCGACUGGAGGAUGGAGCACCAGUUCCAGCUCUACUAUUACAACGGCCAGAACUGCCAGAGGUCCACAACCCGGCUAACCGUCGAUACUCAUUCCCACCACUGGGAGGCCCUGUCUACAGAGGCAGACCCGGAGAAAAGGUUCCCGUCCCUGGAGAUGACCAUCAGGACAAAAUGGGACGGAGCCGCCAUUGACUGGAAUGGGACGGACCCGUUCUACUGAGCAGACAACAGGUCCACUGAGUUAUAUUAUACACUGGAGUGCUAAUAGCCGCUGUAAGAACGAGUCACUUUGAAGCCACCAGCCGCCAUAUUGGU